Peromyscus leucopus (white-footed mouse) is the source of this 1888-nucleotide messenger RNA. It is a transcript of the gene Trim6, whose product is annotated as tripartite motif containing 6. Lineage: Eukaryota; Metazoa; Chordata; Mammalia; Rodentia; Cricetidae. The transcript has 8 exons. Bases 173 to 1642 code for a protein of 489 amino acids. The record is from RefSeq and is a predicted model, not a curated record. Gene Ontology annotation, molecular function: zinc ion binding; protein binding.
CGCCUCCUCCACCAGCCCCGCCCCUUUUGCCUGGAGUCCAGCUCCGGUGCUGCUGGGAGCAGUCUGCCUGCGAGUCUUCGGCACUGAUUUUGGCCACGGAUUACAGGAUUCCGCAAGCAAGAACAGUCUCCCAGUCAGAGCUGGGCAGGUAGGAACCAAGAGAGUGGCUACAAUGACGUCAGCAGUUCUGGUGGACAUCCGCGAUGAGGUCACCUGCCCUAUCUGCUUGGAGCUCCUGACAGAACCCCUGAGCAUAGAUUGCUGCGGUCACAGCUUCUGCCAGGCCUGCAUCACAGGAAACAGUGACAAGUUAGUGCUCAACCCAGAAGGGAAGAGCAGCUGUCCUGUGUGCCGGACCGCCUACCAGCCCGGGAACCUCCGGCCUAAUCGACACCUGGCCGUCAUAGUGAAGAGGCUCAGAGAGGUCGUUUUGGCCCCGGGAAAGCAGCUGGAGGUCAUUCUUUGUGCAGUUCAUGGAGAGAAACUCCAGCUUUUCUGCAAGGAGGAUGGGAAGUUAAUUUGCUGGCUUUGUGAGCGAUCUCAGGAGCACCAUGGUCAUCACACGUUCCUCAUGGAGGAGGUGGCCGAGGAGUACCAGGAGAUGUUCCAGGAGUCUCUGAAGAAGCUGAGGAAGGAGCAGCAGGAAGCUGAGAGGCUAAAAGCUCUUAUCCAAGAGAAGAGGGAAUCCUGGAAGAAUCAGGUAGAGCCUGAGAGACACCGGAUCCAGACUGAAUUUAAUCAGCUGCGGAGCAUCCUGGACAGGGAGGAGCAGAGGGAACUGAAGAAACUGGAAGCGGAAGAGAGGAAGGGGCUGAGCAUCAUAGAGAAGGCUGAGGGGGACCUGAUCCACCAGAGCCAGUCACUGAAAGAUCUCAUCUCAGACCUGGAGCACCGGUGCCAGGGGUCUGCAGUGGAGCUGCUGCAGGAUGUGAAUGAUGUCACAAAAAGGAGUGAGUUCUGGACCCUGAGGAAGCCCCAAGCUCUUCCCACCAAGCUGAAAAGUUUGUUUCGAGCCCCAGAUCUGAAAAGGAUGCUGCGAGUCUUUAGAGAGCUGACAGACGUCCAAAGCUACUGGGUGGACGUGACCCUGAAUCCACAGACGGCUAAUUUAAAUCUUGUCCUGGCUAAAAACCGGAGGCAGGUGAGGUUUGUAGGUGCCAAGCUCUCCGAGUCUUCCUGUCUGGAAGAACAUUUUGAUUGUAGUGUCCUGGGUUCUCAGCACUUCUCCUCAGGAAAAUACUACUGGGAGGUGGACGUGACCAAGAAGACGGCUUGGAUCCUGGGUGUAUGCAGUAACCCGGUGGAACCCAUGUUCUCUUUCAGCCAGUAUCCCAGCAAGCAGAGUGCCCACUCCAGGUAUCAGCCCCAGAGCGGAUACUGGGUGAUUGGGUUGCAACAUAAGCAUGAGUACAGAGCCUAUGAGGACUCCUCCACCUCCCUGCUCCUCUCCAUGACAGUGCCCCCUCGCCGCGUAGGGGUUUUCUUAGACUAUGAGGCUGGCACUGUCUCCUUUUAUAAUGUCACAAACCAUGGCUUGCCCAUCUACACCUUCUCUAAGUAUUACUUUCCUACUGCCCUUUGUCCAUAUUUCAAUCCCUGCAGCUGUGUCGUCCCCAUGACUCUGCGUCGCCCAAGCUCUUGAGGUCUAGCACCCCUGCCUGCAGCUGAGCAGGUUCCUGCAAACACAUGCCGUUCCUCCGGGAGCCCCCGUUCUCUGUGUCCUUGUGGGACAACGUCCCACUGCUUAUAGUGAAUUCUCUUGACAGGUCUUAUGGGAAACUUUUUAACAUUUCUCUGUUAAUCAUUUAAUCGUUAUCUUUUGUUGUUGUUUGUUUUUCAGACAGGGUUUCUCUGUGUAGCCCUGGCUGUCCUGCAACUCACCCUGUAU